Molecule: messenger RNA, 3707 nt
Organism: Nematolebias whitei (Rio pearlfish)
Lineage: Eukaryota; Metazoa; Chordata; Actinopteri; Cyprinodontiformes; Rivulidae
Gene: snd1
Product: staphylococcal nuclease and tudor domain containing 1
Exons: 24
Coding region: 152-2887 (911 amino acids)
Biological process (GO): mRNA catabolic process; regulatory ncRNA-mediated gene silencing
Cellular component (GO): nucleus; cytosol; RISC complex
Molecular function (GO): RNA binding; nuclease activity
Source: RefSeq, a predicted model, not a curated record
GUGUGUGUAUGCCAGGCAAAGUGUGUUUCCGGUAUAACGUGUGUGUUGGUUGGUGUUCAGCCUUUUUCUCCUGGCUUUCAGUAGAACAGUCAUUCCAGAGAGUCCCAGCUCACAUAUCUGGUCAAACCCUUUAAACGUCUAAUCGGUGGACAUGGCAUCUGUUUCGGCACCAACGCAAACGGCCCCAGUUCUGGCUGCUACUUUGCAAAGAGGAAUUGUGAAAAUGGUCUUGUCCGGCUGUGCCAUUAUUGUUCGAGGCCAGCCUCGAGGAGGCCCGCCCCCCGAGCGUCAGAUCAACCUCAGUAACAUUCGAGCCGGGGCCAUAGCGCGUCGUGCAGCGCAGGCCCAGCCCGACACCAAGGACACCCCUGAUGAGCCAUGGGCAUUCCAAGCCAGAGAGUUCCUGAGGAAGAAGCUAAUUGGCAAAGAAGUGUGCUUCACCGUGGAAAUCAAGACAAGCUUGGGCCGCGAGUACGGCAUGGUGUACCUGGGGAAAGACACAUCAGGAGAAAACAUCGCUGAGUCUUUGGUAAACGAAGGCUUCGCUAAUGUCAGAAGAGAAGGAAUCAGGGGAAACAAUCCAGAUCAGGUCAGACUCUGUGAGCUGGAGGACCAGGCAAAGGCUUCCAAGAAAGGCAUGUGGAGUGAGGGUGGCGGCGCGUACACAAUCCGCGACCUCAAGUACACCUUAGAGAGCCCUCGCAACUUUGUGGACUCUUUGCAUCAGAAACCCAUCAAUGCUAUCAUCGAGCACGUGCGUGACGGCAGUGUUGUUCGUGCCUUGCUGCUUCCCGACUACUACUUGGUCACUGUAAUGCUGUCUGGUGUUAAGUGUCCCACAUUCAAGAGGGAAGCAGACGGUUCAGAAACACCAGAGCCAUUUGCAGCAGAGGCCAAGUUCUUCACAGAGUCCCGUCUUCUGCAGCGAGACGUUCAGAUCAUCCUCGAGAGCUGCCACAACCAGAUCAUAAUGGGGACCAUCCUUCACCCGAAUGGUAAUAUAACGGAGCUGCUUUUGAAGGAAGGCUUCGCACGCUGUGUGGAUUGGUCUAUGGCUGUUUACACACAGGGGGCUGAGAAACUCAGAGCUGCUGAACGAUCUGCUAAAGAGCGCAAGGUCCGCAUCUGGAAAGACUACGUGGCGCCCACAGCCAACUUGGAUCUAAAGGACAGACAAUUUGUUGCCAAGGUGAUGCAGGUGGUCAACGCUGAUGCCUUGGUGGUCAAGCUAAACUCUGGAGAAUACAAAACUAUUCACCUGGCCAGCAUUCGUCCCCCUAGGAUAGAGGGAGAGGAGAAGAACAAGGACAAAGAUAAACGAUUCCGCCCUCUCUAUGACAUCCCCUACAUGUUUGAGGCCCGUGAGUUCCUAAGGAAGAAGCUCAUCGGUAAAAAGGUCAACGUGACUGUGGACUACAUCAGAGCAGCUACCGGUCCAGGAGAAGGCACGCCUGCUUUCGCAGAGCGCACCUGUGCCACAGUUGCAAUUGGUGGAAUUAACAUCGCUGAAGCUCUGGUCAGUAAAGGCCUCGCCACAGUCAUCAGAUACAGACAGGAUGAUGACCAACGGUCCUCCCACUACGAUGAGCUGCUUGCUGCAGAAGCACGGGCCAUCAAGAAUGGGAAAGGGCUGCACAGCAAAAAGGAGGUUCCCAUUCACAGAGUGGCUGAUAUCUCUGGGGAGACACAAAAAGCCAAGCAGUUCCUCCCCUUCCUGCAGAGAGCUGGCCGGUCAGAAGCUGUUGUUGAAUACGUCUUCAGCGGCUCACGUCUCAAGUUGUACAUGCCCAAAGAAACCUGUCUCAUCACAUUCCUGCUUGCUGGUAUUGAAUGCCCGCGAAGUUCCCGGAAUAUGCCUGGCGGGAUUCAGGCAGCUGAACCCUUCAGUGAUGAAGCCAUGCUGUUCACAAAAGAGCUGGUGUUGCAACGAGAGGUUGAAGUUGAAGUGGAGAGCAUGGACAAAGCAGGGAACUUCAUUGGCUGGCUGCACAUUGAGAGCGUGAAUCUUUCCGUGGCGCUUGUGGAAAGCGCUCUGUCUAAGGUCCACUUUACAGCAGAGCGCAGCCCCUACUACAAAGCCCUGGUCUCGGCAGAGGAGGUGUGCAGGCAGAGGAAAGAAAAGAUCUGGGCCAACUAUGAGGAGAAACCAGUGGAGGAGGUUGUGCAUGUAUCUGAGGAGAAGGAACGCGUGACCAACUACAGACCAGUAUAUGUGACUGAAAUCACCGACACCCUGCACUUCUACGCCCAGGAUGUAGAGACAGGAAGCCAGUUAGAGAGUCUGAUGGAAACCAUGAGAGCAGAGAUCGCUGCCCAUCCUCCGGUCGAAGGGUCCUACGCUGCACGCCGGGGGGACUACUGCCUCGCAAAGUUUGCUGAUGGUGAAUGGUACAGAGCCAGAGUGGAGAAAGUUGAGUCACCGGCAAAGGUUCACGUCUUCUACAUCGACUAUGGCAACAGAGAAGUCGUGUCAAGCACCCGUCUGGCUACGAUGCCUCCUGCCUUCAGCACCAGGACCCUGCCAGCACAGGCCACAGAGUACACCUUCGCCUUCAUCCAGGUCCCACAGGAUGAGGAUGCCCGUGCAGAUGUGGUCGACUGUAUUGUGCGGGACAUCCAGAACAGCCAGUGUCUGAUGAACGUGGAGUAUUCAGGUGCCAUCUGCCCACACGUCACAAUACAGUUUGGAGACACCAAGGAUGACGUCGGCCUCGGCUUGGUCAAAGAGGGUUUGGUCAUGGUGGACAUCCGCAAGGAGAAGCAUCUGCAGAAGAUGGUGACAGAGUAUCUGAACAGUCAAGAAUCUGCCAAGAGUGCCAGACUCAACAUCUGGCGCUAUGGAGACUUCCGUGCGGACGACGCUGAUGAGUUUGGUUACAGACGUUAAGAGAGAAAAGCGACCAUCAAGUUGACACCAUUCCAAAGACCAACACAGACAGGAAGCAUUGACGAGAUGAACUUGAACGACAAACGUUGACUUAUUCACUCUUCCUUUUUUACAUUUCAUCCCUACAAUCUGGCUUCUCUUCUAAUCAUGCAGAAUUUUAAAUUUUAUCCAGCUAGCAAUGCUACAUAAAUCUUUAAAUAAUAACCUAAUUCUCCACUCUUUUCUAAUCGACCUUUAUUAGCUUGAGCAACCUGCACUGUUGCCAAUCUGCUAUUUACCAUGUGACCUCCUUGUGGGAAUGAUAGUUAAGUGUGUUUCAGCCAGUCAUACUUUUCACACUUUCCUCUUUACUCAAAUGGACCGGCUAUUUUGGGAAGAACACUCAAUUUUCUGCAAACAAAUGCUUCCCUAAUACAUUAAUUGUAAAUGUGACAGUAAGUCAAAAGGUGUAAAUUCAUUUAUUUUAGAAACCACCGGUAGGUGAAGUCACACAGACAAAAAAAGGAUGAGUUUAUUUUUGUCUUCACUGUAUAUCUGUGUGACACUUUGCAGAUGUUUUUGUGGGGAGUGUUUUGUCGUUUAUUUGAAGUCACACUUUUAUGACCAGUAAAUACGGAUGCCUUCAUGUGGCAUUUUAUCAUCUUUUGUUCUAUAAAGUUUACAUUCUUAUAAUGGUUAUGAUCCUGUCUCUGGCAGUCUUUUCUCUUUCUGUCUCUGUAUGCCAUAUCAGACACAGUGUUUGAACUUGUUUCCAAGUAAUGAAUCUUUGCAUUCUAUUAAAAAAUCUGCUGAAUAAAAAAAAAAAAACAAGUAAACUAAA